AUGGAUCGCCUCCCCAGGGAACUGAUCGACGCCAUCCUGCAACAAUGCAUCGCCAAAGGUCCCAAAAACAGCCUUCUCGGCCUGCGUCUCGUAUGUCGGCUGUUUGACAGGAUCUUGAAGCCGUCCACUUGCUGCACUCUGGGGCUGGAUUUUACCCGCAUGAGCAGAGCGAGCCAUUUGCGCAGGCCGGACGUGAAUGCUCUCCAGACCAUCGGCUAUCACUGCAAGAGUCUCUACAUAGACCUGAUGGUCCUCCGCGAUGAAAUGGAAGUCGAGUUCCUCGAAACCGUGUUUGCGCGGGUCCCCUCCAUGACGGAAUUCUGCCAGACGAUGCACAAAAAGUAUUGCAUGAACGAGACUUCCUUUACCGAGACGGAGUACUACAGCAUGGUAGAGGCCAUUCUGUUCAACUGCCGCGACGUCGACAGCCUCCGCCUCAACCUACCCUUUCAGCUUGUUGGCCGUCAUUGCAACGCCGCCACCAUGAUCUUGGCCAACACUCUCAAGGCAUUCGCCGCUCGCCCCAAAGAAGACUCGGCCAAUCUCAAGACCUUGGUCCUCGAGAACCUCACCGACGUUGCCGUUUGCAACCUGUGGAUGAAUCCGAGCGAUGUCAUGAACAUCAUGGCCGUCGUGGCCGUCUUGGAGCAUCUGGUCCUGACGUUGCGCAGACACGAGGUCGAGCCGCACCGCGCCGGUCUCUUCGGCUCGUGCUUGUGGGACCUGAUCGAGCAUGCCGGCUACCUGAAAACCCUCUGCAUAGUCGGCAUGGAUCACGAUGACCGGCCGCCCAGGGGCUUGAAGCAAACCAGAUUCUGGCAACUCCCUGUCGCGGACUGGAGGGCGAGGUCGCUGCCCGCGCCCCGCGUCUGCUUCUCCAGCCUGGCCUGCCUGGAGCUGAAGCGCCUCGAGAUUCUGCCCGAUAGCUUCCUGAAGGCGAUCCAGGUUUUCGGCGAGACCCUCGAGGAGCUCUAUCUCAACGAAGUCUACCUCAAGACGGAACAGUCCCGGGACUGGAACCAGGACUCCAAGCAAGUCCUGUGGGUCGGCAUCCCCAACCAGCGGCCGCUCGAGAGCUGCAAGUGGAUAGCCAUGGCUCUGAGGGCCUCGGCACCGCGGCUGCGCGUCUGCCGCGCGUCGUUCCUCGCCUACGACCACUACCUCGGCGAAGACACGUCGGUCCAGCCCGAGUUCGACCUCAUCGACCCUUGCGGCCUGGGGCGCAGCGUCUCGCAGCGCUUCGUCGAAGUCGCCACCGGCAUCCAUCAACCCAACAUGCCUUCCGGAGAGCCUGUCGAGUUCCUCCCCCCCGACGCCAAGCACGACUGGCUGGUCGGCCGACUCAAGCCCCGCACGAGAGCCCUGCGUGUCGACGAGUACGACACAAACGCGCACCAGACGGCCGUGGACAACCCCACCUCGGAGUGGCAGAAGAGCAUCGACGGCAUCUUUCACAACUGCAACUCGGGAACCCUCGAUGAGCUGCACUACAUUGCCGAAACGGCCUGCCAGGGAAUGAACGAGAUUCACAGGAGGAGAAGUGAAUGGACGACCGGGAACAGCAUGGCGAAUGAGUAUGCGGAUAACUUGUCCAACAAUGUCCCCCGUGGAUAA
Molecule: messenger RNA, 1614 nt
Organism: Ustilaginoidea virens
Lineage: Eukaryota; Fungi; Ascomycota; Sordariomycetes; Hypocreales; Clavicipitaceae
Exons: 2
Coding region: 1-1614 (537 amino acids)
Source: RefSeq, a predicted model, not a curated record